AUGAAUGAAAAUUCAAGUAAGAGUGAAAAACCAGGAUUAAGAAGUGGGUAUGACUUACCGGUGUAUGGUUUAUCUAACGGAUCAUUUUAUUAUAUACAUAUCCCCGCGCUUGUCUGUAUAUUAUGCAGUUUUAGUUGUGCCAUUAUUACAUUAACCUUUGUAUUCAAGCAUGGAAAUUUUAGAAAAUUCUUCACAUGGUCAAAAAGUAAUCGUUUUGUCGUCUACAUGGCAAUUUGCGACGGAGGAUUUAAUAUAGUUCACAGCAUGGACCAUAUUCACUAUGUCGUCACGAAGGAGCAUGUGCGACCGAAAGAACUUUGCGACUUGUAUGGGUUUUUGCUGGUAGAGUUCAUCUCUUCACAAAUCUUGAUGUCAAAUGUUGUGGCAAUUAACGCGUUUAUGAUUAUGGUUUUCAAGAAACAACUUAUAUUCGGCAAAUAUGAUUGGAAACUUCUGACAUGGACUUUUGGAAUCCCGUUUGUUUGUGCCUCGAUCGCAGGGGCUUUCAAACAGUUUGGACCUGCCGGGUCAUUUUGUCUUUUUGAUGGAGUUAAUGGUGGUACAGCUAACAUCGUCUUAACAACAGUUCCUCUUCUAAUUUUCCUCACCUUAAACAGUGGUCUGUAUAUUAUCACAUGGAGGAAGAUCAAACAAGAUACUAGCGGUCUUCAUCAAGAUAUACAAACAGAGAAUACUGCUAACAAGUCAAAAAGAGCUGCUAAAAACAUGUCAAUGUUUGUUGUAGCAUUCAUAAUUCAAUGGUGGCCGUUAGGUCCGUCAGGUAUCUGGACACUUAUAGAUGUCAACGUACCACAGGCAUUGAUUCAUGCUGGGACAAUAUUUUCCAACAUCGGCGGCUGUUUGAACCUUUGCAUUUAUCUCAUCAUCAGGCGCAGAAAUAAGAUUGCGGCGAUAGAGACCACGAGUGUAGCAAGAUGAAAACAACAUCGUGAGCAU
Messenger RNA from Ruditapes philippinarum (Manila clam), 957 nucleotides. RefSeq lists its product as uncharacterized. Gene Ontology annotation, molecular function: G protein-coupled receptor activity. The record is from RefSeq and is a predicted model, not a curated record. NCBI's taxonomy places the organism in Eukaryota, Metazoa, Mollusca, Bivalvia, Venerida, Veneridae. Gene Ontology annotation, biological process: adenylate cyclase-activating G protein-coupled receptor signaling pathway. Bases 1 to 939 code for a protein of 312 amino acids. The transcript is spliced from 2 exons. Gene Ontology annotation, cellular component: plasma membrane.